Molecule: messenger RNA, 1703 nt
Organism: Glycine soja
Lineage: Eukaryota; Viridiplantae; Streptophyta; Magnoliopsida; Fabales; Fabaceae
Product: RGG repeats nuclear RNA binding protein A-like
Exons: 7
Coding region: 272-1378 (368 amino acids)
Cellular component (GO): nucleus; cytoplasm
Molecular function (GO): RNA binding
Source: RefSeq, a predicted model, not a curated record
CACAAAUAAAUUGAGCACAUAAGAGAUUAGGUUAGUGUCACUCUUUCGCCUCUCCCUCUGUCUCUCCCCUGCGGCUAGGGUUUUGUCUUUCACUCACUCUCUUUCUUUCUCCGUUCUUCCUUUUUCUCUCAUUUCCCUUCUCUUUCGAUCUGAAUAAUAAUCAACCAUGGAACCGUCGCUGAGUUAACCCUUUUUUCUACGCCGAGAGAGAAAGUAGCGGUUUGUUGUUUGGGGUUUUUAUUUUCCUGAGAAGGGUUUGUUGUGUUUGGAGAUGGCGACUGCGAAUCCCUUUGAUUUGUUGGGUGACGACGCCGAGGACCCCUCGCAGUUGAUCGCGGCGGAGCAGCUCAAGGCCGCGGCGGCCGCGGCCACGGCGCCGCCCAAGAAAGACCAGGCCAAGCCCGGAGCUCGUGGCGGCGCGCCGGCCCAGUUGCCGUCGAAGCCCCUCCCUCCCUCUCAGGCUGUGAGGGAGGCUAAAAAUGAAACUUCUUACGGCAGCCGUGGAGGUGGCCGAGGAGGUGGAAGAGGAUUUGGACGUGGUCGUGGUGGUGGUGGCGGCUUUGGCCGCGAUUUUUCCAAUGAUGACAACUCAUCAGCCCCUGCUAAUCAAGGAUCUUUUGAAGGGGAUUCUGGGAAUCACUCAGAAAGACGUGGUUAUGGUGGACCUCGUGGGCCCUACCGUGGUGGUGGUGGUGGUCGCGGUCGUCGUGGAGGUUUUACCAACGGUGAAGUUGGUGAAGAAGGACGCCCAAGAAGAGCAUUUGAACACCACAGUGGGACUGGACGAGGAAAUGAAUUCAAACGGGAUGGCUCUGGACGUGGGAACUGGGGUACACAGAAUGAUGACAUUGCUGUGGUUACUGAGGAAGUGGUGAAUGAAACUGAAAAGAAUUUUGCUGAUGAGAAGCCUGCAGGCGAGGAAGAUGCACCUGAAGGAAACAAGGACUGUCCUGCCAAUGAAAAUGAAGAAAAGGAGCCUGAGGACAAGGAGAUGACACUGGAAGAGUAUGAGAAGGUGCUGGAAGAGAAAAGAAAGGCCCUGCAGGCACAAAAAACUGAAGUAAGAAAGGUGGACAUCAAGGAGUUUGCAUCCAUGCAGCCACUGUCUAACAAGAAAGAAAAUGAUGAGAUCUUUAUUAAAUUGGGAUCUGACAAGGAUAAACGCAAAGAUGCUCUAGAGAAGGAGGAGAAGUCUAAGAAGUCUGUCAACAUCACUGAGUUUCUGAAGCCAGCUGAAGGGGAAAGGUACUACUCUGGUGGGCGCGGUCGGGGACGUGGCCGUGGUUCUAGAGGAGGUUACAGUGGAAAUGCAUACAGCAAUGUUCCAGCUCCAUCAAUUGAGGAUCCCGGGCAAUUCCCAACCUUGAGUGGCAAGUGAGGUUUUCCAGAACCCUUCUGACAUUUCCCUGUCCUUUUUUGUCAAUUUUGGGUUCUCUGAUUUGGACUUGAGCAGGAAAAAAACUUUGGUAGUUGGAUUUCCUGAAUUAGAAAGGUUAUUAUUUUGACUUCUAUGCCUUAAAAUGUAAAUUUAGGUUGUUCUUCAUACGUUGUAGCCUUUUCUUGUGUUUUUCUGUUACUAUGGUUCGACACUCUGGGGGGGUUAUAUGGUGGCGGAUAAGACAUAAAUGUUGUUGAGUUUCGUUUUAUUUAUAGAUUGAAUUCUCAGUUUUGAUUUGAAAUUUGGGUUAUAUAUAUGCCCUUUA